Entamoeba invadens IP1 is the source of this 946-nucleotide messenger RNA. RefSeq lists its product as hypothetical. The record is from RefSeq and is a predicted model, not a curated record. The annotation marks the transcript as partial. Lineage: Eukaryota; Evosea; Mastigamoebida; Endamoebidae. The transcript is spliced from 3 exons.
AAAUGUAUUGUUCAAAACAAUUUGGGUCUGUCCACAAAACACAUAUUUGUCAAAUUACAAAUGCAACACAAACAAUGACUUAAAUUUGACGUGUGACUGGUAUGCAAGUUUUGGGAGUGGCUGUGUUGUGUGCAAAGACGGGUAUUAUCGUGUUGGACUUGACUGUUUUGAAUGUGAUUUGAAAUGUGAAAAGUGUCUUAAUUCAAAUAGUUGUUUCACCUGCAAUUCAACAAAUUACACAACUAAAGGCGGUGACUGUCUGCCACAAAGUGAAAUUUUGUGUUGGCGUAUCACAUGUUUCAAAAUGCAAAGAAAUUACAAAUUCAAAAUGUUCAAAAUGUCAUUUUGGUACACUUCAAAUAAAGACGGCACAAUGUGUAGGUCGCAAACUGUUUGGUGGGUCAUUCUUAUUGUUGUCGUGUUUGUAGUCAUUGUGUUAUUUGUUUUGAUCGUGACAAUUAUAAUUGUUACAAAGAUCAUUCUCAACAAAUUCCACACACAUAAAAUUGAGAAAACAACAACACUUUUUGCAAUGAACAAAUCCAAUAUCAACUUUGUUCCUCUCCAAGGCGGUGUCUGUGUAUCGUCAAAUGUGAUCGACUUGAAUUCAGACAUCGAGCAAAUUGAAGUUAACAAAGAGACUCGGCAGGUGUUGUGUGUUGGAAAUACAAAUAAAACUGCCACCAAAAUACAGUUCACGAUUGCAUCAAACAUCACAAAGUUUACAAUUCGUGUUGAUCCAGAAGUUGUCACACUUGAAAGCGGGUUUGCAUGUGAAUUUUCUGUAUAUGUCAAGCCGUUGUGUUCGUGUAAAAUCAACAACACAAUUCAAAUGAUUUCUAAAAAUUUCAAAACGAACAAAGAGAAAUACAACGAAAUCUCAAUUGUUGGUGUGACACAACAAUCAACUCGAAUUGAUUAUGACGAGUUGACAGAGAUGAAAACU